AUGGCUCCAACUACAGCAGGUGCAGUGGCGAUCUACAAUCCCAAUGGGAUAGCCGCCAUCAUUGCUUUCCUAAUCUUCGGGGGUAUAGCUGCAGGUCUAUGGACAAGAUAUUUCCGCUUUGGCAAACCACGUCCCAAAUUCGCCUUACAAACGAUCUUGGGCGCAACCUUCAUGGCAUUGGGUUUUCUAUGUCGAUUUACUAGACGUAACCAUAUCAACGCCUGGUCCUGGCUGUUUGAAACGCUUUUCAUUCUCAUAUCCCCAUGUGCUUUUCUAGCGCAGAUGUACGGGCUGGUACCUCGGCUGGCGACAUAUCUGUACGCAGAUCGGCACCUCGUUAUCCAAGGCCGCUUCAUCGUCAUCCUUUUCGUUCUAGUAGAUAUCACCUUGGUCAUAGCUCAGCUGGCUGGUACAGCUUUGACCAUUACCUUUGGGAAGUUGGUGUCGAUCGGAGUGACAUUAACCACAGCAGCACUUUGGGUACAGCUGGGGUUUCUCGCUCUAUAUCUCUUCUUAAGCGGGAUAUUUCAUCAUAGGUUGAAACGGGACGAUCCUUCAUGGAGGUCAGAUCGAGAUGCGAACAGGAUAAUCUGGUUGAUCAUCAUCUCAUGUGUCUGUUUGCUUAUUCGAUCCAUAUACAGAGUAGCGGAAUAUACCUCCGGUGCAAGUAGCAAGCUUGCUCAGAGCGAACCCACGUUUUACCUUCUCGAUUCAAUCCCAAUACUUGUUCUAGUAUCGCUUUUCCUGGUUAUCUGGCCUCCGAUCUGCUUGGACAGUCCAAAGACCGCUCAAUCCGAUGUUUUUCAGAUGAGAUGA
Kwoniella botswanensis is the source of this 816-nucleotide messenger RNA. RefSeq lists its product as uncharacterized. Gene Ontology annotation, cellular component: membrane. NCBI's taxonomy places the organism in Eukaryota, Fungi, Basidiomycota, Tremellomycetes, Tremellales, Cryptococcaceae. The record is from RefSeq and is a predicted model, not a curated record. The transcript is spliced from 8 exons. The coding region runs from base 1 to 816 and encodes 271 amino acids.